This is a messenger RNA of Euleptes europaea (tarantolino), 1476 nucleotides long. It is a transcript of the gene RDH10, whose product is annotated as retinol dehydrogenase 10. The record is from RefSeq and is a predicted model, not a curated record. Gene Ontology annotation, cellular component: lipid droplet. Lineage: Eukaryota; Metazoa; Chordata; Lepidosauria; Squamata; Sphaerodactylidae. Gene Ontology annotation, molecular function: oxidoreductase activity, acting on the CH-OH group of donors, NAD or NADP as acceptor. The coding region runs from base 1 to 1032 and encodes 343 amino acids. The transcript has 6 exons.
AUGAACAUCGUGGUGGAGUUCUUCGUGGUGACGCUGCGGGUGCUGUGGGCGUUCGUGGUGGCGGCGGCGCGGUGGCUGGUGCGGCGGCCGGAGAAGAGCGUGGCCGGCCAGGUGUGCCUCAUCACGGGCGCGGGCAGCGGGCUGGGCCGCCUCUUCGCCCUCGAGUUCGCCCGCCGCCGGGCCCGCCUGGUGCUGUGGGACAUCAACGCGCCCGGCAACGACGAGACGGCCGGCCUGGUGCGACACAUCUACCGCCAGCUCGCCGAAGAAGCCGUCGCCGCCGCCCGCAAAGCAGCUGGGCAUGGAGAAGAAGAAGUGCUACCUCACUACAACCUGCAGGUCCAUACAUACACUUGCGAUGUGAGCAAAAGAGAGAAUGUCUACACGACAGCUGAGAGAGUCCGCAAAGAAGUUGGUGAAGUCUCAGUCCUGGUCAACAACGCUGGGGUGGUCUCUGGCCAUCAUCUCCUGGAAUGUCCCGAUGAGUUGAUUGAGAGGACCAUGAUGGUUAACUGCCAUGCGCACUUCUGGACCGCUAAAGCGUUCCUUCCGAAAAUGCUGGAAUUGAAUCAUGGGCAUAUCGUGACAGUUGCAAGUUCCCUUGGCCUGUUCAGUACUGCGGGAGUGGAGGAUUAUUGUGCCAGUAAAUUUGGAGCCGUGGGUUUUCAUGAAUCUCUAAGCCAUGAACUGAAGGCAGCUGAAAAGGAUGGUAUUAAAACAACACUGGUCUGCCCUUACCUGGUAGACACUGGAAUGUUCAGAGGCUGCCGAAUUAGAAAAGAAAUUGAGCCAUUCCUUCCACCGUUGAAACCAGACUACUGUGUAAAGCAAGCUAUGAGAGCAAUACUUACUGACCAGCCUAUGAUUUGUACACCUCGCUUGAUGUAUAUGGUCACUUUCAUGAAAAGCAUCCUGCCUUUUGAAGCCGUCGUGUGUAUGUACCGAUUCUUGGGAGCAGACAAGUGUAUGUACCCUUUCAUUGCUCAACGCAAACAGGCCACAAAUAACAAUGAAGCAAAAAAUGGGAUAUAACCUUUUACGACGGACUAGCAUUUAUAGCAGAAUUAUGAUCAAACUCUACGACUGAAUUGUGAAGUGCACUUGCAUUUAGCUGAUGCAAUCAUUAAAACCUUUUACUGUGGCAUUCUCUUGGAUCUUUUACCUGUAUAGUGGGCAGAAAAAUCAUUGUUUUUACAUACUGUAUAUAAAGUAACUCAACUUCUUGGAAACCAUGACAGAAAAAGUGAAUUUUAAAACGUAGUUGUUACCUUUGGUCCUUUCAGAAAUUUUGCUAAAUGUACAGUAACUUUAGUCACAAUACUAUUUUGUAGAAAUAAACCUAUGUAUGAAUUCCUCCUGAGAUGACCAUUCAAAUAUAAUUAUUUCACAAACUGUUUUAACUUUUCUGUGGUAUUAAAUUAUGCAGUAAUUCCUAUGGAUGAUCAUGUAAACUAAUGUAAUUUAACAGUGCAGUGU